AUGACUUCAAGCAUAAAACUCCGCCCAUCGCCUCCUCAGGCCGAUCUUCUAGUGAACAAUUCGUCCUUCAAAGUUGUGGAACCACCUCAACGAUGCGCGCAGCGAGGGUGUUGCGGCAACCAGCCGCGCGGCGGUACUCCAUGCGUCCUAGAACGUCUUUUCUCCAAAGUCUUUGUAGUGCCUCUGUAUCGUGAAAACCUCUACCUGUUCUUCGUCCUCUUUUCGGCGGCUGCCUGCUUUCUCUCCACCCUCCGUACCCUCUCUUUGCUAUCCUUCACAAGUGGAACUUUGGUGGCCGGCACCAGCUUGAUGCAACCGCUUCUGAUGCUGGCAACUUUUGCGACCUGCGUAGUGGGUAUAGUAUGCACUAAAUCGCACGUCACCCUUUCACGUCGCAUCUGCUCUCUGCACAUGUCCUGGUACUCCUCUCGUCUUAAUAGACGUCUCCAGCGCGCCGUUUGGUGUGUGCCAGUCGUCCUCGCCUUUUAUACCAUAGCUUGCCUUCCGAUUCCAACAGAUCGCAAUUUCUCCCUUUCUUCACUCCUGACUCUCUCCGCUUUCUGUCAUUUGAGACCACCGCCAGCCUUUGAGACUCCCGCCUUUAACGCUUCCGUGCGAUCGAAUGCCACUGCAGGUUAG
This is a messenger RNA of Dibothriocephalus latus, 639 nucleotides long. The record is from the annotation of a GenBank genome assembly. NCBI's taxonomy places the organism in Eukaryota, Metazoa, Platyhelminthes, Cestoda, Diphyllobothriidea, Diphyllobothriidae.